This is a messenger RNA of Saccharomyces eubayanus, 882 nucleotides long. It is a transcript of the gene CIM1, whose product is annotated as mitochondrial HMG-box protein CIM1. The record is from RefSeq and is a predicted model, not a curated record. NCBI's taxonomy places the organism in Eukaryota, Fungi, Ascomycota, Saccharomycetes, Saccharomycetales, Saccharomycetaceae. The transcript has a single exon. The coding region runs from base 1 to 882 and encodes 293 amino acids.
AUGAAGGCCACUUUAUUGUUGAAGGCACAUUUGUCUUCUGUUAGCUAUACAACCAAAAAAUCAUUCCAAAAACAACUUGAUCGCUCACCGUAUACAGCCUUCCAAUACUUCUUCCAAAUUGAAGUCCAGAAAUUACACAACGUCUCAAAGUACGACGAUAUUACAAAUUACGUAAAAGGCAACAGUAAUUUUAAAAGAUUUACAAGAAAUGAAUGGGACAACAUGUCAUUGACCAAGAAGAGGCUGUACUAUGCAUCAUUUUGCCAGUCUAUGAACAUUGAUGUUUGGAAUGUCAGUAAAGUUGAACUCGCCAAAAGGCUAGAGAUUCCUAUACCAGCGAUGAGUGAAUACUUGUUUUUUAGAAACAAGUUCAAGUUGAAGUUUGACUCUCACUGGAGCGCUUUGAAACCUAAUAACUAUAAGGGUCACUCGAAACCAUCUACCGCUAAAAAAAAUGUUACAGAACCAUACUCAAGAAGCCGCACCAUCACAUCUAUGAACAAUACGAAACCUCGGAAACGGUUGGUCGCGAUGAAGAGAAUUUCUUGUUCAGAGAACUUUCCAAAUGGUCAGUCUCAUGACGCUCAGAAGCAUCUUUAUGACUACAUGAAAAGGUUUCAGCUAAUGUGUAAAGAAUGCCGGUAUGCUUGGAACGAAAAGGUUGACUAUAACCAAAAAUUGGAAAUAAGAAAGAAAUUACAGCUAUGGAGGUUGAAAUUUGAGGAGAUGAUGGAUAAUGAAAUACAAAUAUUGCAAAACAACAUGGAUACUAUGUCAAAAUUUGGACACAGAAGCGAAGCAUACUUCUUAACGUCGGAUCCUGAUACAAAUGCAUUACCAAAUAAUAUUCUUCCCAUGGCGUUUUUGCCAAAAAAAAAAUAA